GGUUGCCUAUAUAAACUUGAAUCGGGGACUUUUGUGUGUUUGUGUUAUUUAAAAUUUAAAACGCUGAUAACUCCAUUUAGUGAUAAUAAAAACCGAUAUUUACUGCGGUUACAUGAUAUUUAAUAUUAAAAUAGUAUUGGAUGUGGUAGAAUGUAGACUCUUUGUAUAAUUACCAAUUAAGCAGUGAAGCUGUUAGAUCAAUUUUCCGAUUCAAUCAUUUCUACUGUUUACAGUUCAAUAAGCCUUUACAGUUCUGUGUUUGUGUUUGCUUUUGAGUAGGUAUUUCAUUUUCUUGACAACGAAAAUGUUCGGUGUGGAAAGAAUUAAUAAGUGCGUGGAAUGCGGAAACGUGUAUAAGCGUAAACAUGAUUUAAAAAGACAUGUAAAUAGUUCGCAUCCCGACAAAUUGGAUGCAAUUGCCCCUUUAAAAGUGCUUAAAGGUAACGUCUAUAAGUGCGCACAUUGUGAUAAACAAUUUAGACAUAAGCAAAGUUUAAACUUUCAUGUCAAAAAAAUGCACACAAAUGUAUCAGUUUCUGCAGAAACUAAAACAUUUCAACAUAAAUGUUCUCUGUGUGAUUAUCAUGCAACUUUUAAAAAGGACUUUAUUAAACAUUAUGAAACUUCUCAUAGCAUUCCUAUGCAAUACGAUACAAUAGAGUUUUCCAACCAUGAUGACUUUAUUUCUUGGAAGAAUAAAAUAGAGCUUGAAACAAAUGCUAGUUUUGUUGUGGAAACAGGAAAAAAGGCAGGAAUAAUGAACUACAUAUGCCACCGAUCGGGAUAUUUCACCUCAAAAGGUAAGGGCGAGAGGCACCUGAAAACACACGGUAGUGUCAAAAUUAAUGGAUACUGUCCUGCUAUGAUAAAAGAAGUUGCCCAAAGUGAUGGAAAAUAUUUAGCCCAUUUCACCAAAACUCAUGUUGGUCAUCAAAAUGCAAUUGGGCGCCUAUUUUUGCCAUCCUCAGAGAGAAAAACAAUUGCUGCGAAACUAGCUGCAAAAAUUCCAUUUGAAGCAGUUUUAGAUGGAGUGAGAGAUGGAAUUUCAGACACAGACAAGUUUCAAAGAAAGCACCUUUUGACAAAAAAAGAUCUCUACAAUAUUGAGGCCAGCUUUAACCUUCGCUCUACUACAGUAAGACACAGAGAUGAUGCUGUUAGCCUAGAAUCUUGGGUAAAUGAAAUGAAAACUAGCUGCGUUUUAUUUUAUAAGCCUCAAGAUAUUACAUUGGAUGAGUACCCCCAGCUGCAUAGUGAUGAUUUUAUUUUAAUAAUUAUGAACACUGGUCAACUCACUACAUUGAAGAAGUUUGGAAGUGACUGUAUUUGUGUCGAUGGAACUCAUGGUGUUAACAGCUACCAAUUUGAGCUUCACACUUUAUUAGUUCUUGAUGACCUACGCCAAGGCUUUCCCUGUUGUUUCUGUAUCUGCAGCAGAAGCGAUGAGACUAUAAUGUCUUUAUUUUUCAAUUGUAUCAAGAAAGAAAGUGGACCUAUUGAGGCAAGAGUUUUUAUGUCUGACAUGGCAGAUGUGUACUAUAAUGCAUGGUCAAAAGUAAUGGGUGAAACACAUUUCCGCUUAUAUUGUACAUAGCAUGUGGAUCGUGCGUGGAGAAAGAACUUGACUUUGAUUAAGACCAAAGAAAAACAGGAAUUGGUGUAUAAAACUUUAAGAGUUCUUCUGCAAGAGACAGAUCCCUCUGCCUUUGAACCAAUGUUACAAAGUUUUGUAGAAAAUACCCUUGAUGAUCCAAGUACUGUUGAUUUUGGUCAUUAUUUUCAAUCAAAUUAUUCAAGUAAGGCUAUGUCCUGGGCUUACUGCUAUAGGAUGCAUGCUGGCCUAAACACCAACAUGCACAUUGAACGGAUGCAUGGGACGAUAAAGUAUAUUUAUUUCCAAGGCAAAAACAAUAAAAGAUUACGCAAAGCUGUAAAUGCCCUCAUGAAAUUCGUAAGAGAUAAGCUCUUUGACAGGCUAAUAAUCCUCAACAAAGGAAAACUGUCCUCUAAAAUUGUAGAGUUAAGAAGAAGACAUAAAACUAGUUUAGAUCUAGACAUGUCUCGUAUUAUAAAUUUGGAAGACACUUGGCAGAUUCCAUCUUCAACAAAAGCAGAGAUAUAUAUCAUCAACGAAAAUGAUAUACAAUGCGAAUGUCAACUUAUUUGCACGGAUUGCAAAGUGUGUAUCCACAAAUAUUCGUGCAGCUGCAUUGAUUCUGCAAUUGCAUGGAAUAUGUGCAAGCAUGUUCACUUGCUUUGUAGGUAUCGGCAAAUUGAUCAGUCUGGAACAAAGGAAUUGUCACAGGAAGAACAGAAAAUGGAAAUCGUUGAAGAUCACAAAGCAGUCGAAUCCGAAAUUAUUUUUGAAGAGAUGGAUAAUAAGUCUGCUAGCAGGUGCAAAACAUUGGCGAAAAAAAAAGAAGAGAUGUUGCAACACCUAUAUGUUGUAGUUAAUGAGGUUACAACAGUGGAAGAAUGGAAAGCUCUGGAAAAAAUGGUAAAUCCAAUUGAGCCAACCUUGACAGCAAUUCGCCAGCAGACCAUUUCUAAUUUUGAAUCCAAAGAUUCUAAACCCAGCAAUUCAAAAAUUUUGAAACAGAGACGGCUGUUCAGUACAAAGAAAAAACGCAACAAAAAGAAAAUGGUGACUAAACCUACAAGUGAAGAAUGUGACGCUAUUGCAAUUAACUUACUUAAUUAAAGUUUAGAUAAACUUUAAUUAAGUAAGUUAAUUGCAAAAACUUAAGUUUUUGGGUAAUUUUUUUUCUUAAUCGCAUCCACCCUUUUUGCUUAUUUCAUAUUUUUAACUUGGUAUCAGAGCAGCUGAUGGGCAGUAUUUCGAAAUUUAAAUAUUUUUUGUAUAUUUAAAUAUUCUUUUUCUCGUGAUCAUCUUUCAGUGCGUCACAGUUUUUCGAUUUCUUUCUAACGCAUUAAAUUGUAUGUGACAGAAAAAAAGGCACGUCGGUGAUUACUUCUAGUUCUGUGAUUAUUCUAGUUGUCAAUAGAUGGCGCCAUAAUUAAAAAAAAUAAUUUUUUUUAAUUAGAUAAUAAUAUUACAAAUAUAAUCUGUAUAAUUUAUAAGACUAUACAAAUCAAAGAAAAUACCAUUUUAUAAAUGCAAGAAACACAUUUUAUUUGUUUUUAUUCUAAAUUGAAAAUAAAAUGUGACAACUGUCAGAUUUAACUAAAUUGUCAUGUUAGAAUAAAUGUCAUAAAUGUGUAUUAUCACGGACUUACCCUUUUUCCUAUCAUUUGUGACGCACUGAAAAAUGAUCAUGAAAAGGACAAUACUCUAUAAUAAUUAUAAAUAAGUAAGUACUUGGAAUUUAAAUACUUACAGUCUAAAGUAUUUAAACACCUACAAAAAGUAGGUAUUUAAAUUUUGAAAUAAUGCCCACCAGCUGUGAACCAAGUUAAAAGAAAUGUGCAACAAGGGUGCAUGAUUAAAAAAAAAUUUACCCAAAUACUUGGAUAAUUUUUUAGUAUUUAAAUACUUGGUAUUUACAUACUUUUCAACAUUGGUAUUUAAUAUUUAUGAUACCUACUUGCUUUCCUAAAUUUAAUAAAAUUUUAAUUUUCUUAUAUUAUCUAAUCCUUGUUUUAUUUAAGUCAAGCAUAGCCACAGUUAUAGGUAUAGAUCACUCUUUAUAGGUAGUAAUAACUUUUCAGUUUCAUUUUUAAGUACAUCUACAAAAAAAGUACCUACUACAUAUUUGUGUCAUUCAUGCCUUACAAUGUGAAUUUUUAAAGUGGUUGAGCACAUAUAUAGCAAAAUUCUAUUAUUUAUAAAAUUCUUUCAUGCAGCAUGACUUGCUCAAAAACGUUUUUAGGUACCUUUUCGUAUUUUCCCAUUUCUCAGAAGUUUUCGAAAUAUGUAGGUAGGUACCUACCCAGUUGACCAUUUUACAGAGCAACUACAUUUCAGUUACAUCACACAUGUUCCUUGUUCUAUCAUAGAUACAUCACAAGAAAAGCGCGUAAACAUAGCAGAGCUAUCUCUGCUAUGCUCCUAUGUCCUACCCUAAAAGGGAGCAAAACUCUUUUCUUGAGCACUAAAUUAUGUCACGUAUAUGUCGCAGCUACAGAACAAUACUCUUUUCUUAAGCGUUAAAGGAUGUCAGAUAUAUGUUGCAGCUAUGGAGCAAAACUCUUUUCUCAAGCAUCACAUAAUGUCUCUUAUCUGUAGCAGCUAUGUAUCAGAUAUGUUUCAGUUUUGUGUCAACUAUGUCUCGUAGAGUGCACGUUGAGAAAAAUAUUUACAAUAAAAUUGCUUCUUUAACUUUAUAUUACUGUAGAUAGUAUUUUUACUUGACAUUGUAAAUAUAUAAUUGACAUUCUAAUUAAAGUAAGA
Diabrotica virgifera virgifera (western corn rootworm) is the source of this 4351-nucleotide messenger RNA. RefSeq lists its product as uncharacterized. The transcript is spliced from 4 exons. The coding region runs from base 1715 to 2701 and encodes 328 amino acids. NCBI's taxonomy places the organism in Eukaryota, Metazoa, Arthropoda, Insecta, Coleoptera, Chrysomelidae. The record is from RefSeq and is a predicted model, not a curated record.